AUGCCCCUAAGAUGCACUAAACCACUGGGGGCGACACCCGCAACGCCAACGGCCCCCCCAACAGGUCGCAAGGGACACCAAGUGGCUAUUAACGGUUUCAUCACCUGGAUACUGGUAACAAUGUCGUUGGUGGUGUAUUUUCUCUGGGCGUUUAUUCCCACAUCAUUCCUUGACAUGGUCCUCGCGAGUUAUUACCCUGACAAGUAUUGGGCUGUUGCAAUCCCCGCUAUAUUGGUUAUGACUAUGGUGUACUACUUAACCGUGCAUUUUCUGUUAAUGUUAUACAGGACGGACCCCCUCACCGACGGGUUUUGUGUGGCGCAGACAAACGGAGCGGUGAGGCAUGAAAGUAUUGAGAACUUGGUCGAUGUGGAGGACGGUGUUCCACCCAUCACGGACAUUCCAGUGAGUGUGGCAAGCAGGUUGUUGUUUCAACCGUGGAAUUGA
This is a messenger RNA of Trypanosoma brucei brucei TREU927, 447 nucleotides long. RefSeq lists its product as hypothetical. Gene Ontology annotation, biological process: GPI anchor biosynthetic process. The record is from RefSeq and is a predicted model, not a curated record. The transcript has a single exon. Bases 1 to 447 code for a protein of 148 amino acids. Lineage: Eukaryota; Euglenozoa; Kinetoplastea; Trypanosomatida; Trypanosomatidae. Gene Ontology annotation, molecular function: phosphatidylinositol N-acetylglucosaminyltransferase activity.